Dermacentor albipictus is the source of this 3786-nucleotide messenger RNA. RefSeq lists its product as uncharacterized. Gene Ontology annotation, biological process: transmembrane transport. Gene Ontology annotation, molecular function: monocarboxylic acid transmembrane transporter activity. The record is from RefSeq and is a predicted model, not a curated record. Gene Ontology annotation, cellular component: membrane. NCBI's taxonomy places the organism in Eukaryota, Metazoa, Arthropoda, Arachnida, Ixodida, Ixodidae.
UAGAGGCGGCCGCGUCGAAUGACGCACGCGCGUUCCCGCCUGGAACGCCGGCUUCCGAGAAGGCGAAAAACAAGGAGCGCGCGACGCGAGUUGAACGCACCGGUAUCGCGGCGACUCCGCACCAGUUACAGUCGCCAGACGACGUUCUGAAUACAUUCACUCUCAGAGCGCGUGGAAUGGCGAAGUGAAAGGACUGCGGAUUGAGCUGUCGUCACUAUCGUGACGCGCCCUUCUUGGAGAUGUUUUCCUGAUGCAACACGUGGCAAUAGUCGCCGCAAGUACUCCGUGGCAGGCCUAUAGAUUUCGGCAUCCCCCGACGACGAAGACAUCGCCUCCGACGAAGUUGCCGUCGCCUGCGUUAGAAGGUGUCUGGUGCGACACCUUUCCCACGACAUUCUUCAGUUUCGUCUCUUUCGCAUUGUUGGAGCGUCCAUUCUGAGAUAGAAACGAAUUUUCGCCAUGAGAAAUCAGGUGGAUUGCCGGUGGGACGUGGCCGUGCUGACGUCCAUGGCCGGCUUCUUCGCCAUCGCCACCAACCGGAACAUAGGCUGGUUUUACGUGGCCUACAUGGAGGAGUUCGGCAUUGAUCGGCGUGGUGCGUCCUGGCCAGGGUCUGUGCUAGCGACCACCCUUCGCUGCGUUGGUCUCCUUCUUUCCGUACUGCAGAGAUACGUGUCGCUCUUCUGGAUUGGUCUACUGGGCAGUAUCCUGCUAUGGAGCAGCCUCAUCGCAUCUUCGUUCGUACCGAACAUAGAAUGGAUGACGGUGAUCAUCGGCUUUGCACACGGUGUUGGUGCAGGACUCGUGUUGAAUACGCAUCUAGUACUGAUCAUGCACUACUUCUGCAAGUACCGGGGUGUCGCCGCAGGUCUUCGUCUGUCUGCCAAUCCUGUCAGUGCCAUCGUCUUUCCCAUCGUGUUGUCGGCGCUGAAAGACGCCUACGGCUUCCGCGGAACUCUCCUAGUGUUCGCGGCCCUCACCAUGCAUGUCACUGCCUUAAGCCUAGUGCUCAAGGAACCGCCAUGGGUUCGCCGCGCGAGAACAAAAAAGCAAACACAAGGGACAGAACCAAGUGACAUUCCAAACAGGCUGACGGACGUGGGGCUUGAAUGCAACGUAUCCGCGCUCCGCAAGAAAAUGGAACCAGUGGACACUUUAGCGGUCAAUCGAACAAUUUCAGAAAACUCAAAAGAAUAUGAAAUGCCCGUUCCAGAAAUGGAAGUUUUAUUAGCUCACCUCAAGCAACCUGAAAGCAACGAUUCUUCAUCUAAUACGUCUCCGGGGCUAGGACAAUUCUCCCCAUUACUCAUUUCCGAAAUGGAUAAGCACGGAGACAAAUCUAUAUCCGAGAUAGCAGUUAAAACGUUAGACUGCUGUGUUCCACUGCUGAGCACUGACAAGCAAAUGCUCGAUAAACACAACUCAGAAUUGACGAAUGGCGAUCACAUAAGCCAAAGAAUAGCACAAGAAAUUGGUCGGCGCCUCUCUGCAGUAGGCCCAGUGACCAUCAAAUCACCUCAAAGCAAUUGCACACUGGGCUUGUCUUCUCAGGCUUCCGAAAAAGGUGCUAACGGACAGCACGGCACUCAGAACUGGGUUACAGGGAAUAGGCUUUCGUGUCUUUCUAGUCGGCUGUUUAGGUGGUUUUUCAAACUUGUCUUACCCACAAGACCUCCUUCGCUGGGGAUAAUCACAGCCGUCGUGGCAUCGACGUUGUUGGACUACAUCAAUGCCGUGCACCUCUCUACCUUGGUGGACUACGCCCGAGAUAAGGGCGUUUCGCCCACACAGGCAACCAUGACCAUCGCGUAUGCCGCAGUGCCAGAAAUAUUCGGGCGCAUAUUCCUGCCCUUUAUGGCCGACCUCGGUUGGGUGACCAGGCCGACACUGGCCUGCGGUUCACUCUUUGCCCUCGGAUUCUUAUUUGCCGCUACGCCGGAGACAACGGUGGAUGCCCACAUUGCCCUCCGUGCGCUGUCAUCGGUGGCAAUGGCGGGCCUCCUAACGAUGAAGCAGGUCCUCAUAGCCGACAACCUUGGUCCAGAGGCCGUACCUCUCGUUUCGGGAACGUCUGGCCUGCUGCUCGUGCCGGUGCUGUUCAGCAACCCCAUGAUCAUAGGCUAUUUCCGCGACACGAUGGGUUCCUAUGACAACUUGUUCAGGAUCGCAGCGGGCGUGAUCCUGUGCUCGGCUUUUGUGUUCGCCGGCAUCAUUGUCUCCGCGCGAAGAACCAAGGCAGCAGCAGCAGCAGCAGCAGCCGCAAAGGAUGACGGUGGUUGUGCAGCGUGAACGUCCAAGCUGUGCUGUGCGACGUACCUAACAAGACAAUGCACUUAGUUUGUGCUUAACAGGUAAACCGUAAGUGAGCAGUGACAUGAGCGGGACGAUGACUAUUAAAUGAACCUGUGAUUUUCGCGGUAGUUAGGUAGCAGGAUGGUGAGCGCCAUUAUGUGGUGCUGGACUGCCAUAACGUUAUUGCUCUCAAGGAGUGCUCUGGCAGACUGACUUGCGUGCAGUUGUUGGUGACGACGAUGACGUCCUCAGGAAACAUCAAGCCACACUGGAGUCGUUUUAUGGCAGCUUGUGCUCAUCCUACGAUGAUCGCGACACUAUAUAUAUUCUUCGGGCGACCGUCGUAUACGGCAAAUGGGGUGCUUUUAUCUGCCGGCAGGCCGAUAAGAUUCCGGAUUCUUUUAAGGCUUUGACUACUCCUUAUCUCUCAAGUGUGUUGCUACACUUGGGUAAUUUUAUCCUCCCACACUAUUACCGCGACGCUCUGGCGCCGUAUCGUCCUGUACAUAACAAGUGAAACACACGUGCCUUCCUUAUAGGUUGUUGACGAAAUGUUGGUCAAACACGGGUCAUCUGUACGCUUGGCUCGAUUGAUCGACUUACCUGACGACAGUUGCUGCACAUAACUUUUCUUUAUUAGAAAAGCGACGUUCACAUUCACAAUUAAACUUUCGAUAGCAUAUCAGAAGGCAAAGUGCCCGAUAUUCUCAAGAGUUGAACUAUACAGGUUAUCCUGUAACUCUGGCUGUGAACUAUACAGCCAGAGUUUUAAAAAAAAUGCAAAUGCCACGUACUGGACAGAACAAAGGUAAUGUUGUUUGCCGUCGCAUGGAGAUACUCAAACUAUAUUUUUUCAUUCUAGUCCAUUAUUGUAAUUAUACUCGUAAAAUCACUUAAAGCACUCUUGACAAAUUAUAAUCAGAACGAAGGUACUCAUAGGAAGCUGCGUCUAUCGCUUCUUCCCUUCUUUAACAUUUUUGAUGUAGAAAAAGGGAAAGGCAGCCUACGCUAGAGCUACCUAUCACCUACUCCAUCCUCUCCAGGAGUGGUGAUUCAGACAUUUUGGAUCACUCGUUGAUAUCUUUAGUGAGAUUUCAUGCUGGCCUUUCGGUGUGCAUGUUAAGUUCUUCCAUUCCUGUAGUACAUAGUCGGACAAUCCAAGGCGGAAAAUCAUUUAUAAUUUACCUAUUUCCGGCGAACAUUGUACAACACAAUUGUUUAGACCUAAUAGUAUUUAGCGUAUUUAUAUGCUUUAUUUCUGAGUUCUGCUGAUCAGCAUUGGGAAAAUUGUCGUUUAGACGUGUCAUCAAGCAUGCAUUUUCAGAAUGCUAUUUUGUUUUGUAAAUACAAAUGUUGACCAUGUGUAUACAAUCACGAUCUCACUAGGAGGAAGAUAGCAUUAUCGCUUUUGCUGAAUGCGAAUUACAAUGUAACAGCUAAAGAGCUGUGUAUUUUUGUCACGUGCGCAAAUAAAAAAAAACCUAUUCUCUGUGA